AUGAUCCUUUACAUAUUUUUCUUCUUUUGCAUACCCUUCAGAUUAAAAGGCGUAAUUUGCGGAGAUACGGAUGGAGGCACCUCUGUGGAUUCAAAUAUAUCGCAGUUUUUAAGGCUGGAAAAUCCACCAAAGUACUUUGGAAUUGACAUUGACGGGACCUUCUAUACAGAUAAUAAAGAGUCAUGGAAAAAGAACUUGGACGCAUUUUCCAAAGCCAGGAAGAAUGGCUUCGUACCAUUCAUUUGUACGGGUCGUACGUUUAGCGGAGUAUCGGAUAUUCUAAAGGAUAUGGAAGAAGAGACCGGGUACAAAGGAUACCCUGGCGUCUAUAAUAAUGGUUCAAUAGUUUAUGAUGAGAAUGGUAGUAUAAUGUAUUCCAAAGCGUUUUCCAAGGAAUUUGUCAAGGCUGUUUGUGAGCACGUAACAGAAUGCAGAUCUUUACAGACAUUUGUAUUUUAUACCAAGGAUGGGCAGUAUUCACUGACUAGCAUCCACGGGAACUUUAGGUUUACCUUGGAACUUAGAGGAGUUCCAAAUCCAAAGUUGGUUACUGGCAACGAGCUACUCUCCAUGGACAUUUUAGCACUGUCCGUGUGUUGCAAUAACUUUAAGUUUAGAGAGUUUAAGGAAGGUACGGACUAUGUUUGCAAGACAGCUAGAUCUGGGUUUUGCAACGUCAAUCCAGCUGGUGUGACCAAAGCUCUUGGUCUGAAGAAUCUAAUGGAACACUAUGGUCUCUCGCCAAAAGAUUGUGGAUUCAUUGGUAAUGCUGAUAACGAUAUCGAGGCCAUGGAUUUUUGUGACCAUUCAUUUUGUGUUGAUGAUGCACCAGACUUUGUCAAGAGGCAUGCAAAGUGGGUCUUGGAUAAAGGUCAUGAUGAGGGAGCAGUUGCUCAGGCACUGGAACUACUAUACACCAGCUAGAAUGGUUCCUUGCACAUUUUCAAACUGUUGAAUAAAAUGUCGUUUUAAACGUCACAUUUAUUGAUGCCAUUCCC
Messenger RNA from Theileria equi strain WA, 998 nucleotides. Its product is annotated as haloacid dehalogenase-like hydrolase family member protein. Lineage: Eukaryota; Apicomplexa; Aconoidasida; Piroplasmida; Theileriidae. The transcript has a single exon. The record is from RefSeq and is a predicted model, not a curated record. The coding region runs from base 1 to 924 and encodes 307 amino acids. Gene Ontology annotation, cellular component: cytosol. Gene Ontology annotation, molecular function: magnesium ion binding; phosphatase activity.